Molecule: messenger RNA, 522 nt
Organism: Lolium rigidum
Lineage: Eukaryota; Viridiplantae; Streptophyta; Magnoliopsida; Poales; Poaceae
Exons: 2
Coding region: 1-522 (173 amino acids)
Biological process (GO): transcription elongation by RNA polymerase II
Cellular component (GO): elongin complex; nucleus
Source: RefSeq, a predicted model, not a curated record
AUGGAAGCAGAAGGGAAAGCUCCGAGUCUGCUGGAGCUGUGCGUCCGAAAGGCAAUCGACAACCUGCGGCGCAUUGAGAGCGUGGACGGCGUGGACACGCCGCUGCUGCGCAGGAUCCUGCCCCACUGCGACCUAGAGCAGCUGACCCGCAUCGAGAGCCGCACGGCGACGGACCUGACCCCGGUCACGGACGUCCUCUGGCAGGGGUUCUACCGGCGGCAGUUCGGCGAGGAGCACACGAGCCGCGUCGCCGACAGGAUGCGGCGGGCCGGGGCGCGAUACCGGUGGAAGGAACUCUUCAGGGCGAAGACGAAGCAGCAGAAGGAGGUCGAAGACCGGAUGGUGGAGGCGCUCACGAGCAAGUGCCGGGCGGGGAACGCCGAGAGCGGCAUGUCUUCCGGUUCCGGCUACAAGAACCCGAUGUUGAAGAAGGCAAGGAUGGAGGUUGACAUUCGGGCGAGAAUGGAAGCUCCUUUUGCAGGAGGUCAACUCAGCCAACGACGACUCAUGGACAGCCGAUGA